Molecule: messenger RNA, 1282 nt
Organism: Durio zibethinus
Lineage: Eukaryota; Viridiplantae; Streptophyta; Magnoliopsida; Malvales; Malvaceae
Product: transcription factor MYB102-like
Source: RefSeq, a predicted model, not a curated record
CUAUUUUCUCUUCAAUUCUCUUAACACCUCUCUCUCGCGAAGAGAAUCUAACCAAAACCUAACCAUUACCAUAAACAAAGACAAAGUAUGGGAAGAGCACCUUGCUGUGAUAAAAAUGGGCUGAAAAAAGGGCCAUGGACGCCGGAAGAGGAUCAGAAGUUGAUUGAUUAUAUUCAAAAACAUGGUUGUGGAAAUUGGAGGACACUGCCAAAGUAUGCUGGGCUGCAAAGAUGUGGAAAGAGUUGCCGUCUUCGAUGGACCAACUACUUGAGGCCUGAUAUCAAGAGAGGAGGAUUUUCUUUUGAAGAGGAAGAGACAAUAAUUCAGCUACACAGUAUAUUGGGCAACAAGUGGUCAGCCAUUGCUGCGCGGUUGCCAGGAAGAACAGACAACGAAAUCAAAAACUAUUGGAACACUCACAUUAGAAAGAAGCUUCUUCGAAUGGGAAUUGAUCCGGUGACCCAUAGUCCUCGACUGGAUCUUCUUGAUCUCUCCUCAAUCCUAAGCUCAUCUGAUCUCUACAAUCAAUCUCAAAUGAAUAUGUCAAGGCUACUCGGAGUUCAAUCCUUCUUUAACCCUGAGCUUCUAAGGCUAGCCACUUCUCUCAUGUCACCUCAACGUGAAAACCAAAACCAAAAUCAAAACCAGAAUUUCCUCCUUCAAAAUGUUGAAGAAAACCGACUUUGCAGUUCCCAAGGCCAAAACAGAUAUCAACCAUUAGUGCAAUCUAACCAUCUCCCAACGCAAGUCCAAGAAAUCCCAAGUUGCAACUCGUUGAAUACUCCUUGUAGUAUUCCAUUUUCUAACGAAGCACAAGUCAUGAACCUCAAUGUGGACCAAUGUCCAUCAAAUCUCACCGACUUAAGUGACUGGCAAGGCAAUGCGAUACCUUCAAACUUGACUGAAGAUUACGUGCCGCUAAUGCCAAACUAUAACUAUUACGGCUCUGAUCAAACCCUGGCCCCUUCAGCAGAAACCUCAAUUUUCCAUUCAAACAACAGCAACCAGAGCUUCAGCUUCGCGUCAGUUAUAUCAACGCGUUCAUCAAGUCCUACUCCAUUGAACUCUAGUUCAACAUACAUCAACAGCUGCAGCACUGAAGACGAAAGAGAGAGCUAUUGCAGCAACAUUUUGAAGCUUGAAAUCCCAGACAUUUUGGAGGCUAAUGAAUUCAUGUAGUUCCAAAAUCAGAAACUUACAAAAAUGAGCCUCCCUUUAUGUCCAUUGUGGAGGAUGUUGAUAAGUGUAAAAUUUUCUACUAAAUUACUGUAUUAGGAAUCAA